Messenger RNA from Peronospora belbahrii, 4125 nucleotides. The record is from the annotation of a GenBank genome assembly. NCBI's taxonomy places the organism in Eukaryota, Oomycota, Peronosporomycetes, Peronosporales, Peronosporaceae.
AUGUCCGACAAGAAUAGCACGUCGCGUAGUUGCCGUAGUUUACGACGAGAAGACCAGGACGCGAUGGAUUCUAAUGUCACACCAGCUAUCUUAUUGUCAGAUCAAAGCGGUAGUGGUCUAGGCUCAAGUACUAGUGGUUAUAAUACGCUUGGUAGUCCAGCACUACUUCAAUCGCCUCGACAAGUACGAAGCAAGAGUAAACGACGUGAGACGGAGAAGAUUCUAGACGAGGAUGAACUUGUGGAUUAUGCGUCACAAAACACACCGGCAUUUUCGACUGAUAGUGUUCAUACAGACGACAAUGUAUUGCGAGAAGUGUUUUUUAAUUAUCCACCGGGUAAUGCGGUAUUUGACAAGUGUUCCAAUGUCGUCGUAACGUCAAAAUACUCGCUUGUGACGUUUUUGCCCAAGUUUUUAAAGGAAUGUUUUACUAAAGUUGCCAACUUUUUCUUUCUCAUGGUCUGCGUGUUGCAGAGUAUUCCGAGCAUUAGCAAUACGUACGGUUAUCCGACAAACGCACCAGUCUUGUUCUUUGUGACGUCUAUUGAUGCAGUAUUUGCGGUCAUGGAAGACUUGCGACGACAUACAUCUGAUAAUGAAGCCAACUCGGCAAUAUGUCAUGUUGUUCAGGAUGGACAGAUUGUUGACCGGAAGUGGGCAGACAUAAAGGUUGGAGACUUUUUGCAAAUUCGUAAUCGAGAAGUGAUACCUGCAGAUGUGCUUGUGCUUGCGGUGGCGGAGCUUGCAGAUGAACCUGCGACCGGUAUUUGUUAUGUUGAGACCAAAAGUCUUGAUGGAGAAACAAACCUCAAAUUACGACAGGCUGUGGCUGCUACGAUGGACUCAUUGUCGAACACGGCAGAUCUGGGACGACUGCGCGGUGUCGUCAAAUGUGAACAGCCUAACCCGCACAUUAACAAAUUUGCAGGCAAAGUGGAAGUUACGGUGGGUGAUAAUGGUGGUGUCGAGGUCUUACCGCUGUCGGUCAAGAACGUGCUGCUACGAGGCUGUAAUCUGCGUAAUACGGACUGGGUAUUUGGACUUGUGCUUAACACGGGCAAGGAUACAAAGAUCAUGCAGAGUGCCAGUGCAGCACCGUCCAAAUGGAGCGACCUUAUGCUCAGCAUCAACCGCAUGAUCGUUGUGCUGUGCUUGGGACUGUUUGUGGCUUGCGCUGUGGCUGCUACUUGCUACAUCACAUGGCAAUACGAUAUUGUACGCAAUACGUGGUACAUUCAGCUGACGGAGGCGGAGAAAAACCGUUCGCGCCCUGUGGCGUUUGUCCAGAUGAUGUUUUACUAUUUUUUGUUGCUCUACCAGGUGAUUCCUAUCUCGUUGUAUGUGUCCAUGACGAGUGUCAAGUUUUUGCAGUCACGAUUCAUGUCGUGGGAUCUUGAUAUGUACCAUGCUGAAACCGACACGCCUGCAAUCGUGCGAACGAUGGAAUUAAACGAAGAGCUGGGUCAGAUCUCAUACAUUUUCAGCGACAAGACGGGCACGUUAACAUGCAACGUCAUGGAGUUUCGCAGGUGUUCCAUCAACGGCACUUCGUAUGGUUCCGGUAUGACGGAAAUUGGACGCGCUGCGCUGGUACGAGCUGGAAAGCCAAUCGAACCGGAGGCUAAGCUGGAUUCGAGCAUUAAGAAAAUGCCGUAUGUGAACUUUGUCGAUAAUGCACUGUUCGAAGGAAUGAAGGGCCGUGCCGGUGAAGAGCAACGGGAAAAGAUCUUGUUGUUUUUCGAGCACCUUGCUGUCUGCCACACAGUGAUUCCCGAAAAGCUAGAGUCUGGAGAAGUUCGUUUAUCAGCAUCAUCACCUGAUGAACAGGCUCUUGUGGCUGGUGCAGCCUUUGCAGGAUUCAAGUUUGAAAGCCGUAGUGUGGGAACGGCGAUAGUGGAGGUCCUUGGGAAACGUGUGACCUAUGAGGUGCUUGAGGUGCUUGAAUUUAACAGCACUAGAAAGCGCAUGUCUGUUGUCGUGCGCAAGCCAAAUGGGGAGCUUCUGCUUUACACAAAGGGGGCUGACAUGAUGAUUUAUCAGCGUUUGAAGGAUGACCCUGCAAUGGUGAAGCUCAAGAAUAUCACACGAGAUCACAUGGAGAAAUACGCUGACGAUGGUUUGCGUACGCUGGCGCUUGCCAUAAAGAAGCUUGAUGAGAGCUGGUUCCAACAAUGGAAGAAGCGUUUUGAUGAUGCUCAAGGUAAUGUGGCAGAAAUCGACCGACGCAAAGGUGGGAAGCCAAAUGCUAUUGAUGAUCUGAUGGAAGAAAUGGAGGAGGGACUGGAGCUGAUUGGAGCAACAGCAAUUGAAGAUAAACUGCAGGAAGGUGUCCCGCAAUGUCUGGCAAACUUGACGAGAGCAGGCAUUAAAGUCUGGAUGCUUACGGGAGACAAGGAAGAGACUGCUAUAAACAUUUCAUAUGCUUGUUCACUGCUGGACAACUCGAUCCAGCAAGUUGUUUUGAAUGCCACCACAUGUCCGGAUGAAGCAACGCUGCGCGCAAAAUUAAAUGCAGCAGCUCGUGAGUUUAUGGAAAAUGCCAAAAUAAUGGCAGGUGGAACUGAGAAGGAAACCUCGUUGAUCAUUGACGGUGAGGCAUUGGAGAUGGCUCUUCGUCCCGGAACGGCGCCGCAUUUGCUGUCGUUUGCCAAGUUAUGCCGCGCUGUGAUCUGCAACCGUGUCUCACCAGCUCAAAAAGCAGAGAUGGUGAGACUAGUUAGGGACAAUAUCACUACGGUACGGACUCUAGCUAUUGGUGAUGGGGCCAACGACGUUGCUAUGAUCCAAGCUGCUCAUGUCGGUGUGGGUAUUUCAGGACAGGAAGGUAUGCAGGCAGUGAACUCGAGUGAUUACGCCAUUGCCCAGUUUCGCUUCCUCGAACGGCUGCUGCUGGUCCACGGACGUUGGAAUUACAUUCGCAUUUCCAAGCUUGUGUUAUACAUGUUCUAUAAAAACAUUACACUUGUCUUAGCGCAAUACUGGUACGGGUACCUAUCGGGCGCUUCUGGUUCUAAGAUGUACUGGGAAAUUGGUGUCCAGCUGUAUAACAUUGCAUUUACGGGUCUGCCUAUUGUCGUGGUGGGUGUGCUGGACAAAGACCUGCCAGCGCCAUUCAGCAUCGAGUACCCAGAUUUGUACCGUCGUGGUCCAGAUCGCUACUUCUUCAACAUGUACACGUUCUUUCGUUGGAUCGCUGCAGCUUUCUAUGAAUCGCUUGUGAUUUUUGUGGUAAUGUCUUACGGAUUUAAUGCGUCAGACCAGGCUGCAGGCAGUGAGUCUCGAGUGGAAUUCGGCAUGAUUGCCUUUUCGCUGACGGUGUUGAUCGUGAACAUCAAGAUUUGGAUGAUUGCUGAUCGCUGGACAGUCCUGUCAUUUUCAUUAUGGUUUGGCAGUGUCAUGUCAUGGUUUGUUUUCGUGACCAUAGGGACCCAGACUCCGUAUUUUGCGACGUUUAAAGUCGGUUACGACGAGUUUGGUGCAUUUAUUCCCACUGCGACAAAUUGGGGAUACUUAUUGGUGUUGAUCAUGGGAUGCUCUUUAGCUCUCGGUCGUCACAUUGCCUAUAAUCUUUACCAGCGAACGUUCCAUCCUGAUCUUGCUCAACUUCUUCAAGAAUCAAUGCGAAAUGCAAAGUACAAGCGCCGUCUCACUAUAAACCACAUGGAGGAGCAAACCUUGUCCAUGUCAUUGGAUGAUGUCCAUACAAACGGUUGCUUGAGCGAUUUUGGCCACACGGAAACUGAAAUUGUCAAAGCUCAGCACCCUCAAAUCUUUUCGUCAACCAUGUGCGACCAGCAGGCAAACAAGAGUCUAAUGAGCACAACUGGUACAUCAGCAGCAUCUGCCACUUCUGGCGUCACCGAAAGCUAUUCAGCCAGUGUAUAUAGCGAAUCAAUACCGGAAGAGGCGACGUGGAGUUGUGCUCCAACACGAAUGUUUUCUUCAACGACUAACCGUCGUACUGCUGGCUAUGCCUUUAGUUGCGACGAAGAGACGACGCUUGCUGAGUCUCAAAUUGCGUCGAAUUCGUUGCCACGUUCCGAUGCUGCUUUAGCAGCCAUGCGCAUGUCAAGUACUAGCUCCAUGGGAGGAGGAGGAGGAUCGAGAGUACAUCAUGUCCUCUAG